Messenger RNA from Xylaria bambusicola, 3544 nucleotides. RefSeq names its product ER-golgi trafficking TRAPP I complex 85 kDa subunit-domain-containing protein. Gene Ontology annotation, cellular component: cytoplasmic vesicle; phagophore assembly site; TRAPPIII protein complex. Gene Ontology annotation, biological process: endoplasmic reticulum to Golgi vesicle-mediated transport; protein localization to phagophore assembly site. The record is from RefSeq and is a predicted model, not a curated record. NCBI's taxonomy places the organism in Eukaryota, Fungi, Ascomycota, Sordariomycetes, Xylariales, Xylariaceae. The transcript has a single exon. Bases 346 to 2850 code for a protein of 834 amino acids.
CAGACUUGCCCAACAUUAGGUAGCCUUGACGAUAAGUGGAAUUGUCCAUUUGACGGCCUUGGAUAUUCGUCUGCUGCCACUGCCAUUCCCUACCCAAAUACAUCUAAUGCUACAUUACGUGGUAGGAUCCUGCUGUACUGAUACCACCUCCUUACCAACCUGUUAGCGAGCUAUCGCGCAUCCCGCACUUCAUCUUACUUCGUCCAGACCGGACCGGCUCUUCCGCGGUGCACAAGAACCAUUGUCGAUGACCCCCGAUGCGCAACGCCAGCAGUGCCUCUUUUCGUGGGAAGCAGAAGACAGUAACGGCAACACCGGCCUCGUCUUUGCCGACAGACAACGCUCAUGCAGUCCUUCGACCAUGAUGCGCCGACCGAACGUGUCUCCACGCCCCCGAUCGCGGCCUCCGCCUUGAAGGACUCCAAGACGAGGACCAGGCAAUCGUUGGGCGACACCUUUCCGCUCUCCCAGUCCGAGGUCACUCUGCCUUACCGACGAUCCCAUCCAUCUGCCGCCUCCCUCUACGCCUCCACCUUCUCGCCUCCCGGUUCUCGCUCACAGUCGCCUAGCGGUAGGCCCCUCUCGACGCGGACCACGAGUAGCUCUGUGUUUGGUGCGAGCCCGAAUAACGGUCUAGCUUUGGCUGCAGGCGUUGGCGAUGUCCCCGGUGACCCCCUGAACAUCAUCCUUCGGGCUUUUGUGCCGCAUAUCGCUAUUUACGCUUCCGAAGAUACAGAUGUUCUCCUUAAAGAAAAGGGGUUUGAUCAUGGACUGUGGGAGCUGCUCCGACCAUUCGGCGAGCGCAUUCAGGGCAAGGUCAUCAUACGCGAUAGCAAUGGUUCGAGUCGAGCAUACGAAGAUUAUUCAUUACAUUUCACUCGUUUUGGUGAGGGAAUUGUCCAUCCCGAGCCAGCCACCACAGGUCUCAAGAAUGUUCAGACUUCGAGAGUCAACGGGGUAUCGGAGAAGCCAAAUGAGCCUACACAUUUCUCGAAGGCUGGGCCAAAUAUCGCAGAGGUUGAGGCCGUGGUAGAUAGGCACCUCAGUUAUGCAGAAGGUUCUACCUUUGGGGCGCCCUACAGUCCUACGAGCCAUGGGGCUGACUUGGACGCACCCUCCCCAUACUACGCCCUAUAUCUCCGCAGGCUACUCUCUGGCUUGCCGUUAACACCCCAUGAGGCCUUUGCGCACCCGGUUGCCUGUGUCACAGCGAUAAGUUCGCGAAACCAGGACCCCAUCAGCACAUUGAGACGUCUAUAUACGGAAUCGAGCACAGGUGACAAACGGUUGCCGAACUGGGUAGAUGGAGAAUUUCUAAGAUACUACGUCCUCGUCCAUGAUGAAGAGAGAGACGACAUCACAAGAUCGAUUCAGCUAUUUGAGCAGAUGAAGCGGAACCUCGGUCUUCACUGUCAUCUGCUUCGGAUAAGAGGCACCCGGAGCUUAGCUGACGACGAUGAUAGCAUACCACUACCCAGGUGCGAGUGGAUGUCAGCAACAGAAGAGCUGGCUGAAAUCAGGGCAAGUGAAGACGACGACAGUUACGAGGAUCGGACAAAAUACAUAUUCGAGUCUGAUGCAACGGCCAUACGCACCUUUAUCCGUGAGAUGGUGACGCAAUCAAUCAUACCUACGAUGGAGCGCCAUGUUUCGGUGUGGAAUGAUCAAGUUGCCUCGAGACGGAGAGGGUUAGCCGGAAAAUUCGUAGGCCUAACCCGCCGCUGGGGGUUUGGCACCAAUUCGCGGUCGGGGGGCACUGGUUCGAGUUCCGGGAGUAACUAUGACUCCCUCGGUUUCUAUCGAUCAGACACACCCGAGGCCAUCAUGCGGAAACUAGCUGAUUACGCAUUCAUGCUGCGCGACUGGAAGCUGGCCUACUCUACAUAUGAUAUCCUCCGGAGUGACUUCAACAACGAUAAAGCAUGGCAUUAUCACGCCGCUACUAAUGAAAUAGCUGCCCUCAGCCUCCUCAUCAUGCCGCAAAACCUCUCGUCUAAGACGCGAGCAGAGACCAUCGAUGCGAUGUUCGAGGCAGCUUGUUACUCGUAUCUCACCCGGUGCAGCGCGCCCUACGGCGCACUACGCUGUCUUGCCCUUGGGCUGGAACUUCUUAGGCUACGGGGAGGCUCGAGCGUCGAUGACGCUGUCAGAUGGGGCAUGCGUCUGCUCCAAAGCAAGGUGCUCGGCCCCGUCGGCGACGCCCUCAUCAAGGAACGCCUGGCAGUAUGCUACGCUUCCAAAGACGGCCUCGGUUCGCACGGAUGGGGGAGCAGACGGCGGAAGUCGGCCCUGUGGAACGUCCUCGGGGCGGAUACGUGGCUUGCGCAAUCGAAAUACAUCCAGUCGCAACAGUGCUUGAACAGGGCGAGGAAAACGUACUCGGAUCUGCCUGUUGAUCACGGCAUUGAUAAAUUCCAGAAUGCGAGCGCGUUUAUGAUUGGUAUUGGGCAGCAAUUGAACGAGAAGAUGAACACUGCUGAUCAAGAGGAUGAGGAAACGACGGGCGACGAAAGCGAGGUUGUCGAUGAGGAGAGCGAGGCGUUGGGCGGGAUGCGGAGGCGCCGCGCGAGUUCCCUUGGUUUCCCGGCCGGCGCGGGCGCGGCGGUUCUCGAGAGCGCGCCUUUACAGCCUAGGGCGGGUAUUAGUGAGGGGAAAGAGGAGAGUAGUAGUGAAGACGAUGAUGAGGAGGAAGAAGAAGAGGAGGAGGAAGAGGAUGAAAGUGAAGAGGGAGAAGAUGGGGAUGAAGACGAUGAAAGUGAAAGUGAAAGUGAAGAGGAUGAUGAUACCCAGGGACCGCGACAACGCGAUCGAGAUCGAGAUCCAGGGGACGCGAAAGAUGACUUUGGCUAGUACCUGUCUUAUCUACGUAUCUCAUCGUGAAUGAAUAGAUGCUGAAUGGCUUGGACUGGACGGAACGGGAUGGGAUGAGAUGUAAGUAAGUAAGUGAGUAAUGUCUUAAUAUCAUUAUUUAUGCAUACAUACAUACAUACGUACGUACAUAUUUGCAUUGGAUUUUGAUGUCUGUUGGAUGAGCGAGCUUUAUAAUUGAUGGUGGCUGUUUGUCUUUUUCUUGUAAUAUUGUGGUUUAAACUAGGCUAUUGGAGUGCUGUAGUGAGGUAGUGUUGUGAGUAUGUGAGCAUGUGAGUUUGGGUUUUGUGCGGUAUAAGGCUGUUUAAGUUUGCUACGCUACGGUUUAAUAUGUGUGUGUGUGUGUGGAAUUCGUUGAACUAUCUAUCUAUGUAGUUGGAUGUGAGGAGUUAUUCCUCGUGAAGCUUGGAAGAUGCUAGUAUUUUCUGUCAGAAAGGGGGUUGGUAUGAUGAUUAUUCUAGACGACGGAGAAACCUCACUUGGAAGUCUUAGACGCUCACUAUUGUCGUUGUUUUAUAGCUACGGUGGUGUUUGGCAUGGGUUGAGGGGUUUCGCUUUUCGCUGGGUACUUACUCCGUAGUGGUAGUGGUUAAAUCACUUUAUAAGUUGCUGCUUAGGUAGAUUGCUGAUUAAGUUACUGCUUGUUGUCUGUAUAUAUAUUUAGUUAGUCUUCGAA